Pichia kudriavzevii is the source of this 2061-nucleotide messenger RNA. RefSeq lists its product as uncharacterized. The transcript has a single exon. Gene Ontology annotation, molecular function: chromatin binding. The coding region runs from base 1 to 2061 and encodes 686 amino acids. Lineage: Eukaryota; Fungi; Ascomycota; Pichiomycetes; Pichiales; Pichiaceae. The record is from RefSeq and is a predicted model, not a curated record. Gene Ontology annotation, biological process: DNA damage checkpoint signaling; DNA repair; mitotic DNA replication checkpoint signaling.
AUGGACAUAAGUGAAAAUGAGACAGACGUCAGUACUGAAUCUGUGAUAAGCGAAGAAAGUGAUGGAAGAUCAACAAAAACACACCUAAGUAGUCCAAUAAGACGAUAUAUUGGAUCACAACAUGAAAAACGCAAGUAUGAGGAAGAUAGUCAAAAGUUUGAGGAUCUGAAACGGAAUUUAAACUUAGGGAGGGCCAAGCGUGUUAGAGUACCGCCAAACCAUGAUCCAGCACAUGGAACGAAUAAUGGUACAAGGAAGACAUGGGCAAUUGAAUGUACACCCGAAUCCAAAGCUGAAUUGUGUAUUCAUAAGCGUAAAAUUGACGAUCUGGAGAAAAACAUCAGUGAUUUAAUUUACCAGAGGUCGAAGACUAGAAUGCUUGUUGUAUCCGGUCCCAGUGGCAGCGGAAAGAGUACAGCGGUAAAACUUUUGGCUGGAGAAAUAAUGUCCAGAAAAUUGUCCUUGUAUCGACAAAACAUGCUUGGAUCUGAAAUUAGUGAUAAUUUGAACAAAUCAACGGGUUCAAGUGAGGAUCAUAUUGUGGAGUUUAAUAUACUGAGUGAAUCUUCCGCUGGGAAAUCAUCAGUUUCUUAUUUUAGUGAAUUUUUGAGUCAAUGCAAACUUCUAACUGGCCUGAAUGAGAAAUGUAUUAUAGUUGAGGAACUUCCAAAUAUAUUUCAUAAAGACACGCAUUCCAAUUUCCAAGGUGCAAUUUGGGAUUGGAUCUCUUCUAAUGAUAUCCGAUUGCCACCUUUAAUUAUGUGCCUAACAGAAUUUGAUAUUGAUAAUGAUCUCGACUAUAAUAAUGGUACGACUUUUACGAUUGAAAAUACAGUUAAAGUUGAAACGGUCUUAGGUCACAAGCUGAUGCUAUUGGAGAAUAAUGGAUGGAAGAGGAUCAAAUUCAACAGGGUUGCAAAAACUUUUCUAAGAAAGGCGUUGGAGAGAGCAUGUAAAGUAGAAGAAGUUCAACGAAACUGGCAUAUUGAUGAACAGAUUGAUACCUUGUCAAAUUUAGGAGAUUUAAGAAAUGCCAUAAAUUCUUUAGAGUUUUGGUACAACUACCAGUAUGAUCCGAACGAGGAAGUAGAGUACGCCUCUCUGGGUAAGGGUGUAGGAAUGAACUUGUUUCACUCAAUAGGUAAGAUUCUAUACAACACUAAACAUAAAAGUGAGGAAGUUGAAGAAUUCAGGAAGAGACACAAUAUAACCGAUUAUCAUCGAAUAGAUCCGCAUCUAGCAGUUGCGGAUAAUGUGAGCAGUGAGGUGAUGUCACAUUUAAUAAGAUUCAAUCUUUGCUGCUUGGAAAAUUAUGCAUGUAUAACUUCCAAUGUUAGUCAAGAAUUAAAUGAAUUUAUGGAGAUAUUGAGUGUGUCUGACAAUCUUAUACAAAGAAGCUCUAGUUCAAGUCAGUCCAGUAUUCUAAAUAAUGCUUCAUUUUUCAGUUGUUAUGGUAUGAGGCAUCAAUGUGAAUUAAUGAUAAGAGGUAAUGAUAAUAGUAGAAUGAGUCUUCAGGCUGGAAAUGCUUGUAAAGGUUUAGUUUAUUCGAGGGACUCGAAAUUAAAGAAACGUCAAAGAAGUACAAUGCUUGAAGUUGCUGAGCAUUUGACGAGACGAGAGCUAAGAAUGAUCAGGAGAAGGACAUUUGCCAAUAUAUGCGCCCUAGAUUUUAUUUUGAUAGAUGGUUAUUAUCAACCCUUUAUUUUUUCCAGCUUUAAGUUUCGAUAUAUGAUGUACCAAAGGGGGAAGAUGUUGGAUAGACCCGUAGAGCGCAUUGGUGGUAGAUUCACGAAUACGCUCACAGCAGAUGAUGAAAUAAUAGCGGAGGAGGAUGACCACAAUGCAGCUUCCAAAGUGGCUAUUACGCUUUUGGAAGAUGUAUACUUUGGGAGUGAAGAACACAUGAGCUCAAGUGAACAUGAUGACGAUGGCGGAGAGUUUGCAAGUGAUCCUAUAGAGGACAGUAGUGAUGAAGUUUUCAUCGAGAAUACGGGGGAAGAGGAGGAGGAUGCAGACGUGUUCAGUGACAAUUCGGAAGUAAUGAGGCUGUUUGAAGAAUAA